AUGGCAAGCGAACACAAGGGAUCGCAGAAAUGCAAUGAAAACAAAAAGAAACGUGCUGCCGAACUGUCCGCUAAUAAUGCAAAAGGCUUCUUCAAAAAAUAUUUCACCACGGCCAGUGCGAGUACGAGUAUUGUUCCGUCACAAGUGUCCAUCCCAGAAACCAUCCAACAGUAUCCAAGAACGGCACCGAGCGGUCAUUCAUCAGAUGCACAAGCACCGCAGAAGCCGCCUUGCCCCAAAGGAGUCGCCUUGGUCAGGCAAUUCCGCCAGCGCAUUAACCUGAUUCCAGCGGCAGUUGCACCAGCCAGCUCGGAACAUCCUCUCACAAGAUUUGCAGGUCCACCGGCUGUUGGCAAUGAUGAGGAUGCAUGGGAGAUAUAUGAUGGCCCGCUGAACACACUCCUUCAGCAACCAGAGGAUAAGCUACGUGACUUAGUACGCACUGGCGAAAAAGGCCUUCUUGGGCUUUGCAACUUCCUUGAAAGCCUGGUGGUGGACCACGGGGUCAUGGGUGCGCUGUUUGAAGGAAAACUGGAACGGUUGAUGCAGGCGAUUGAUGCAGUGGCUCCAGUCGUGCAUGAGACCAUGCCAACGGGUCCCCAGGAUGUGGCACAGGCCAUAGAUGUCGAUUCCCUUUCCGAGGCCACUGAGCCGAUCUGCUCGUGCACCAGUGAACUGCCUUCACGGAAGUAUUCUUGCAUGGGCUAUCUGAUCCCCAUUCCUGAGGGCAGAAGUGCGCACUCGGCCUGGCCCUUCGGCCUCCAUGACAAGCUCGGCGAUCCAUGGGACUACACAGUGAGAAGCGGGAGCCUCUUCAUUCAUGCACGCACGUGUAAGCAGCAAAUCACUCACCCAAACUCGAGUUGUUGUGCUUGCCGGGAGCUCGAGAAUGACUCCAGCCUUGGCGGAAUUGUUGAAAGAAUAGAAAAUGGGGUCCACGAUAAUGCGCCACUUGCAUACCAGAGCCAUGAAGGCCUGGUGAACAAGGUCCAAUGCAAAACACGCCAAAACGAAGCACUGCGGCUACAAGCGCUCAAUGACACACAUAAACUAGCGACUAAAUCACGUACCAUGGCCUUAUUCAAGCAAUUUAUCAUGGCGGUCGGGAGCGGUAAAGUAGAGCGGGUUGACCGUCUUGUGCGAGUGACCAUGGCUCGAGGCAGGCAGUACUGUGACUGUUGUAUACAACACAGUGGCAGUAGUGCACCACCCAGUGGUACACCAUUGUGGUAA
Pleurotus ostreatus (oyster mushroom) is the source of this 1233-nucleotide messenger RNA. RefSeq lists its product as uncharacterized. NCBI's taxonomy places the organism in Eukaryota, Fungi, Basidiomycota, Agaricomycetes, Agaricales, Pleurotaceae. The record is from RefSeq and is a predicted model, not a curated record. The coding region runs from base 1 to 1233 and encodes 410 amino acids. The transcript is spliced from 3 exons.